CAGCAGCAGCAGCACGGGUGAAAGCGGACUCCUGCCGUUCGGAGAUGUAAAAUAAAAUGGGCUUCCAAUAAUGAUGAACUUCUUGGAUGCAAAUAAACAUGUCCCAGAGUUUCUUAACCAUUUGUGACAGUGUCUGUUCUGUAUUCAUAGAAUUAUGACAUGCCAUGAUGCCCAGUUCUCCAGAGCAAUAAUAAACAUUGACAUGCCUUGGAUUAGUUAGUUGAUGACCUCUGUUCCUACUCACUACGAAGAUAAGUUUAUUACAUUUGGAGUGAACCAUUCAAGUGGCCUAGAAUUUUCAAGAUGACUGAUCCAAUGAUGGAUUUUUUUGAUGAUGCCAAUCUUUUUGGUGAGACCUUAGAGGAUUUGUCAGAUGAUGCCUUUGUACAACCAGGACCCGUUUCACUUGUUGAUGAAUUGAACUUGGGUGUAGAAUUUGAACCUUUGCACAUAGAUUCAUUGAACCAUGUCCAGGAUACUCAAACACCACAGAAGAUGACUGAUUUUGAGCAAUUAAAUCAGUUUGAGUCACUGAAACUUCACCAAGUUAAUCAGUCAUUCAAUAGCCCAGUUGAGAAUGUGUUAUCACCACAUUCUCAAUUUAGUUGUUCACCAGUUCACCCCCCAAAUCAGUCUAAUGGUUUGUUUCCAGAUGUAGCUGAUGGCAGUCCAAUGUGGGGCCAUCAGACUAGUGUUUCAAAUCAAAAUGGGUCUCCUUUUCACCAACAAGGACAUUCACAUUCUAUGCAGCAAAAUAAAAGCUUUGUAGCACACCCUGACUUUGCCUUAUUUCAAGUCAAUGAACAACAACAACAGUGCACAUCACUACAGUCACAGCAAAACAGUAAUAACCCAGGGCAAGAAACUUUAAGCCAAUCUAAAAACUUUAUGGAAGUUAAUAUUUCUGGUCCACAUAGAAUUCAUGUUACCCACCCAUCUCAAAUUACCAGUGCAUCAACUUCACAACAACCUCUCUCCAUGCAGCAGUUUUCUCCUACAUCAAAUGCCUCAAUGCACUUUUGUGGCAAUCACCAAGAUGGGAAUUUUAAUGGACAGUCUCCAAAUAUGACUCCUUGCUCUGUCAAUAAUUCACAACAGUUUUCUUCGCAUUAUUCCUUCUCCAGUAAUCACAUAUCUCCAAGCAGUCUUCUUCAGUCCUCUACAGCCCUUGCAUCUAGUCAUUCAACUCAUACUUUAUCUGAUUUUACUGGAAGCAAUGCCUUUAUAGCUCAGACGGGAAGCAAACAGGAAUCUACCCCGCAUAUCCUAAACUCAAAUACAUCUUUGAAUUCAAAUAAUUUUGAAAUGUUGCAUUCAACAAAUCCUCAGGGUAACUUCAGCAGCUCAAAAUUAUCUCCUGUGCACAUGAAUUUCCCAGAUCCUGUUGGUCCUGCUUCUCACAUGGGACAUUUCAAUGAUCAUGUAGAAACAAAUGGUUUUUCAUCUCUAGAAGAUAAUUUACUUCAUCAAGUAGGUUCUCAUACUGAGACAUUCACAGGACUAGAUCCAGAAGAUCUUCUUCAGGAGGGUCUCCUUCCCCAAUUUGAUGACUCAACAUUUGGGCAAGAUAGUUCAAGUCAUGUCUUAGAACAUGACCUUGAUCAACAACUUACUCCACAGCUUUUAACACAACCUCCAGAUGUGGCUCGAACGCAUUCUCACAGUCAAGUUCACUCAUGGCAUUUGUCAGUCUCUAAUCAUCAACACUUACAUGACAGAGAACAUUCAUCUUUACAACACCAGCCUCCUUCCUCUAAGAAAACUGAUGGAUCUGGGACAUAUGCUAAGUUACAGAAUACCCAGGUGAGAGCCAUGUCUGAGAAGAAGCAGAAAAGAAAGGUGGAAUCAGAAAGCAAGCAAGAAAAAGCUAAUCGUAUUAUAUCAGAAGCAAUAGCGAAAGCAAAGGAACGAGGGGAACGAAACAUUCCUCGAGUAAUGAGCCCUGAAAACUUUCCUAGUGUUUCAGCUGAAGGAAAGGAAGAAAAAAAAGGUAGAAGAAUGAAAUCUAAGCCAAAAGACAAGGAAAGCAAGAAAACAAAAACUUGUUCCUCAACCAAGUUAAAAGAGAAGACAAAAAUUGGGAAGCUCAUUAUUACAUUGGGUAAGAAGCAAAAAAGAAAGAAUGUUUCUUCAGAUGAAAUGUCUGAUGCUGAGCAGAUUCCACAGCGUCCAUUCAGAGAUGAGGAUUCUCAACUUCUUAUCCAAUGGAGAGUAGUGGCUCAAGGCUCCUGGGCUGCUGCAAGAGUUGAGAAGAGAAGAUCGAAUCGCCAAGUUAAAAGGAAAAAGUAUGCUGAAGAUGCAGAAGGAAAACAGUCAGAAGAAGAAGCAAAAGUUUCUGUGAAAAUCAAAAAAAGUUCAGCUUCUUUACCUGCUGAACAACCUUUGCAGUUAUUUGUGGAGAAUCCAAGUGAAGAAGAUGCUGCAAUUGUGGACAAAAUAUUGUCUUCUAGGAUAGUAAAGAAGGAAAUAUCACCUGGAAUGAUGAUUGAUGCAGAAGAAUUUUUUGUAAAAUACAAGAAUUACUCCUAUCUUCACUGUGAGUGGGCCACAGAACAACAACUUUUAAAAGAUAAAAGAAUACAGCAGAAAAUCAAAAGAUUCAAACUGAGACAAGCACAACGAGCACAUUUUUUUGCAGAUAUGGAAGAAGAACCUUUUAACCCUGACUACGUUGAAGUAGACAGAGUGUUAGAAGUUUCUUUUUGCGAAGAUAAGGACACGGGUGAGCCUGUAAUUUACUACUUGGUAAAAUGGUGCUCAUUGCCAUAUGAAGAUAGUACAUGGGAACUGAAAGAGGAUGUAGAUCAAGCAAAAAUAGAAGAAUUUGAACAACUGCAAGCCUCGAGGCCUGACUCUCGGCAUUUGGACCGUCCUCCUCCUAACACUUGGAAAAAAAUAGAACACUCCAGAGAAUACAAAAAUGGCAACCAGCUCAGGGAAUAUCAACUAGAAGGACUCAAUUGGCUAUUGUUUAAUUGGUACAAUAGACGAAACUGCAUUUUAGCUGAUGAAAUGGGUCUUGGCAAAACAAUUCAAUCAAUUACAUUCCUCUACGAAAUACUUCUUACCGGAAUACGGGGGCCUUUUCUGAUCAUUGCACCGCUUUCAACUAUUACAAACUGGGAGAGAGAAUUUCGCACAUGGACUGAUCUUAAUGUUGUGGUAUAUCAUGGGAGCCUGGUUAGCAGGCAGAUGAUACAGCAGUAUGAAAUGUACUUCAGGGACUCACAGGGGCGUAUUAUUAGAGGAGCAUACAGGUUCCAGGCCAUAAUCACCACUUUUGAAAUGAUUCUGGGAGGCUGUGGAGAGCUCAAUGCAAUUGAAUGGCGAUGUGUGAUUAUUGAUGAAGCGCAUAGGUUAAAGAAUAAAAAUUGCAAACUCCUAGAAGGUCUGAAACUCAUGAAUCUGGAACACAAGGUGCUUUUGACUGGUACGCCACUUCAGAAUACAGUUGAAGAACUAUUCAGUCUUCUUCAUUUCCUUGAACCCUUACGAUUUCCCUCUGAAUCAACUUUCAUGCAAGAAUUUGGGGAUCUUAAAACAGAAGAACAGGUGCAAAAGCUUCAAGCCAUUUUAAAACCAAUGAUGUUGAGAAGAUUAAAAGAAGAUGUAGAAAAGAAGUUGGCUCCUAAGGAGGAAACCAUAAUUGAAGUGGAACUUACUAAUAUUCAGAAGAAAUAUUACCGGGCUAUCUUGGAAAAGAAUUUUGCAUUUUUAUCCAAAGGAGCAGGACAGGCUAAUGUACCUAAUUUAGUUAACACUAUGAUGGAACUCAGAAAAUGCUGUAACCACCCUUAUCUUAUCAAAGGUGCUGAAGAGAAAAUACUUGGGGAAUUUAAAGAAACACAUAACCCAGCUGCUCCUGACUUUCAUCUUCAAGCAAUGAUCCAGUCUGCUGGCAAAUUGGUCCUCAUUGAUAAGCUUCUUCCAAAAAUGAAAGCAGGUGGGCAUAAAGUGCUCAUCUUCUCCCAGAUGGUGCGCUGCCUUGACAUUUUAGAGGACUAUCUUAUACAUAAGAGGUAUCUGUAUGAGCGAAUUGAUGGAAGAGUCCGAGGAAAUCUUCGACAGGCUGCCAUAGAUCGGUUUAGUAAACCUGAUUCAGACAGAUUUGUAUUUCUUUUGUGCACUCGAGCUGGUGGGCUGGGCAUUAAUUUAACUGCAGCUGAUACGUGCAUCAUUUUUGAUUCUGACUGGAAUCCUCAAAAUGACCUCCAGGCCCAAGCUCGAUGUCACAGGAUUGGUCAAAACAAAGCUGUCAAAGUCUACAGAUUAAUAACUCGUAACUCAUAUGAGAGAGAGAUGUUCGACCGGGCAAGCCUAAAAUUGGGUCUAGAUAAGGCUGUAUUACAGAGCAUGAGUGGAAGAGAAAAUAGUGUUGGUGGUAUUCAGCAACUGUCCAAAAAGGAAAUAGAAGAUCUACUUCGAAGGGGUGCAUAUGGUGCCAUUAUGGAUGAAGAAGAUGAGGGUUCUAAAUUCUGUGAAGAGGAUAUUGAUCAAAUUUUACAGCGUCGCACAAAAACAAUCACAAUUGAAUCAGAAGGAAGAGGUUCAACAUUUGCCAAGGCAAGUUUUGUGGCUUCUGGAAACCGGACUGAUAUUUCCUUAGAUGAUCCCAACUUCUGGCAGAAAUGGGCAAAGAAAGCAGAAAUUGAUAUAGAAGCCAUUAGUGGCAGAAACAGCUUAGUUAUUGACACCCCAAGGAUUAGAAAACAAACAAGACCCUUUAGUGCCACGAAAGAUGAAUUGGCCGAAUUGUCUGAAGUUGAAAGUGAAGGAGAUGAUAAGCCCAAACUCCGUAGACCAUGUGACCGUUCCAGUGGCUAUGGAAGGACAGAAUGCUUUCGAGUGGAGAAAAACCUGCUAGUUUAUGGGUGGGGUCGAUGGAGAGAGAUUCUAGCUCAUGGUCGAUUUAAAAGACAACUAAAUGAACAAGAUGUGGAGAUCAUUUGCCGAGCUCUUUUAGCAUAUUGCCUUGUUCACUACCGAGGAGAUGAGAAGAUUAAAGGUUUCAUAUGGGAUCUCAUUACCCCUACAGAGGAUGGGCAAACAAGAGAAUUGCAAAAUCAUCUGGGCCUGUCAGCGCCUGUCCCCAGGGGCCGAAAAGGGAAGAAAGUGAAAACUCAAGCAAGCACAUUUGAUAUCCAUAAAGCAGAAUGGCUUCGAAAGUAUAAUCCUGAGCAUCUGCUGCAAGAUGAAGGCUAUAAAAAACACAUAAAACAUCAUUGUAAUAAGGUUUUGCUUCGAGUGCGGAUGCUGUAUUAUUUAAAACAGGAAGUCAUUGGUAAUGAGUUCCAGAAAGUAUUUGAUGGAGUUGAAGCAAGUGACAUUGAUGUUUGGGUGCCUGAGCCAGACCAUUCUGAAGUCCCUGCUGAGUGGUGGGAUCUUGAUGCAGAUAAAUCUCUCCUUAUUGGAGUUUUUAAACAUGGCUAUGAAAAAUACAACACGAUCAGAGCAGACCCAUCACUAUGUUUUUUGGAACGAGUAGGAAAACCUGAUGAGAAAGCAGUUGCUGCUGAACAGAGAGCAAAUGAUUACAUGGAUGGGGAUGUGGAAGACCCAGAAUAUAAACCAGCUCCAGCUAUGUUUAAAGAUGACAUAGAGGAUGAUGUUUCAUCACCAGGAGAUCUUGUAAUAGCAGAUGGAGAUGGCCAAAUGAUGGAAGGAGACAGGAUUUAUUGGCCUACCCAGUCUGCGUUAACCACACGCUUGCGCCGCCUUAUAACUGCAUAUCAGCGGACUAGUAAAAAUCGACAAGCCCUGCAGAUCCAGCCAGCAUUCUCAGUACAGGCCAACGUGAUGCAGCCUCCUUAUGAAGAAGCUGCUCUUAACCCUAAAAUAGCUGCCAAAAUUGAAAAACAGCAGAGAUGGACAAGAAGAGAGGAAGCUGACUUUUAUAGAGUUGUGUCUACUUUUGGAGUGGUAUUUGAUCCUGACAGAGGACAAUUUGACUGGACAAAAUUUAGAGCCAUGGCUAGGCUUCACAAGAAAACUGAUGAUAGCUUGGAGAAGUACUUAUAUGCUUUUAUGUCCAUGUGCAGGAGAGUUUGCCAUCUUCCUUCCAAAGAAGAAUUGGUGGACCCAAGUAUUUUUAUCCAACCCAUCACAGAAGAGCGUGCUUCUAGGACUUUGUAUCGAAUUGAGCUUCUGAGGAAAGUACGAGAACAGGCUCUCCGACAUCCACAACUAUUUGAACGCUUAAAACUUUGCCUGCCAAAUCCAGAUUUGCCAGUCUGGUGGGAGUGUGGCACUCAUGAUAGAGAUUUGCUUAUUGGAGCUGCUAAGCACGGCGUUAGCAGGACAGACUAUCACAUUCUUCGUGAUCCUGAACUUUCAUUUAUGGCAGCUCAGAGGAACUACAGUCAGAGUAAAGUGACUCAUUCAAGGACUUCUACUCCACUUACACAACAGUAUCAAAUGGCGCUGUCUGCUUCCCCUCUGGCUUCUCAACCAAGGUUACUGGAUACUAAAGGGAAUGCUCUUGAGGAUACAAAAGUUAAAAGUGAAAGCCUUAAAGAGGAGCCUCAGUCUUCUGGAGAGGAAUCUGUUUCUUCUGAAGAAAUCGGAACAGGAAUAAAAUCUGAACCUUUAAGUCCAAAGAAUGGUAUUUUGCCACAAACUACUGGAGAUCCGAAGUCUGCUGGAAAGAUUGAAACAGAUAGGCGCAUGGUUGCAGCCAGGACAGAGCCUCUAACCCCAAACCCAGCUUCCAAGAAACAGCGACUGCCCAAAAGGGGGUCCGAGUCCAGUUCUGAUUCAGAUUCUGAUUCUGACAGAUCAUCUUGUUCUUCCAGAUCAUCUUCUUCCUCCUCUUCUUCUUCUUCCUCUUGUUCUCAUUCUCGGUCAGGAUCUAGUUCUUCAUCAUCUUCAUCUUGUUCUUCAGCAUCUUCUUCAUCCUCCUCUUCCUCUUCCUCUUCCUCCUCUUCUUCAUCCUCAUCAGAAGAAAGUGAUAGUGAAGAGGAAGCACAAAAGCGAGCAGAAGGCACCACUCACAUGAAAUCAUAUGAUGAGGAAAGUGUUGCAUCGCUAAGCACUAUACAAGAUGAGACCCAGGAUAGUUUCCAGAUGAACAACGGAACUCCAAAUUCUGCUUACAUCUUACAAGGUGGAUAUAUGCUGGCUGCUUCUUAUUGGCCAAAGGAUCGGGUAAUGAUCAAUCGGUUAGACAGCAUUUGUCAAACGGUCCUGAAAGGAAAGUGGCCAUCAGCCCGGAGAGGUUAUGAGGGCAGCGCAGUGGCAUCUUUCUACACAACCAAGCUUCUGGACAGUCCCGGUGCUGCUGCUGACACUGGCGAGCCCCGAGUGCCGACUCCCCCAAAUGCAGGGGUGAGAGAAGAGCGUGACCAGUCCACACAGAUGUCAAAGGUGAAGAAGCAUGUACGAGAAAAGGAGUUUACAGUGAAAAUCAAUGACGAAGGUGGUUUGAAGUUGACUUUUCAAAAGCAAGGACUUUCUCAGAAAAGACCAUUUGAAAAUGAAGAUGGUUCACUUGGACAGCAACAAUAUCUGGCACGGCUUCGGGAACUCCAGAAUGCUUCAGAGACCAGCCUAGUCAAUUUUCCAAAGUCCAUGCCAGUAUCAGGUACUUCUAGUCAGUCAGCAGUUGGUGCCAAUGGAGUGAUAUUCGAUAACCAGCCCAUAGUCAAAAAAAGGAGGGGAAGAAGGAAGAAUGUGGAAGAUGUUGACAUUCUCCUAUUAAAUAGAAAUAAACCACCUAAUCAUGUUACAGUAGGCAUUACCACCUCACAAAUUACUCCAGGGAUAAAUCCAGCACUGUCUUAUACUCAGUCUCAAGGGAUACUUGACAUAGAAAAUCCAGUUCCAGUUAUUAAUCUGAAAGAUGGAACAAGACUUGCAGGUGAUGAUGCACCCAAAAGGAAGGAUUUAGAAAAAUGGCUUAAGGAGCACCCAGGUUAUGUGGAAGAUUUAGGAGCCUUUAUUCCUAGAAUGCAGCUUCAUGAUGGAAGACCUAAGCAAAAAAGACAUCGCUGCAGAAACCCCAACAAACUAGAUGUUAAUAGUCUCACUGGAGAAGAACGUGUUCAGUUGAUUAACAGAAGAAACGCCAGAAAGGUAGGAGGAGCAUUUGCUCCUCCUUUGAAAGAUUUAUGUAGAUUUUUGAAAGAAAAUUCUGAAUAUGGAGUCGCUCCUGAAUGGGGAGAUGUUGUUAAACAGUCUGGAUUUCUUCCUGAAAGCAUGCAUGACCGUAUUCUUACUGGUCCUGUUGUACGUGAAGAAGUAAGCAGACGGGGGAGACGGCCUAAAAGUGAGAUUGCCAAGGCAACAGCAGUGGCAGCAGCUGCAACAGCAGCAAAUGUGUCUGGCAGUCCUUUGCUAGCCAAUGGAUUGCUCCCAGGUGUGGAUCUGACAACUCUUCAGGCCUUACAACAAAACCUGCAAAACCUUCAGUCACUACAAGUAACUGCAGGGUUGAUGGGGAUGCCUGCCAGCCUGUCUGGUGGAGAAGUUAAUAAAAACAUGGCUGCUAUGUUCCCAAUGCUUUUGUCAGGGAUGACAGGAUUGCCAAAUUUACUAGGCAUGGGAGGACUCCUGACAAAACCUUCAGAAUCUGUGGCAGAAGAGAAAAAGGGCAGUGACUCCAAGGAGCCAGAUGGAAGAAAAGAAAGGACAGAAAGCCAAAACUCUGACAUUGUCGGGGAAAACUCUGUAUCGAGUUCUCUUUCAACAUCCUCUUCUGCUGCAUUAAAUACUGCUGCAGCUGCCAGCCCCUUAGCUCUUAACCCAUUACUAUUGUCCAAUAUACUUUAUCCAGGGAUGCUUCUCACUCCAGGCCUUAAUCUUCAUAUCCCAGCUUUGUCCCAGUCCAAUAUUUUUGAUGUACAGAACAACAAAAACAAUGACCUAGACUCAACCAAGCCUGUAGAGGAAAAGGAGGAAGAUUCCAGGGUUAGAGAUCAGGAAGAAAAAGGGGAAACUGAACCAAGUUCUCUCAAUGAAAACAGCACAGAUGAGGGUUCAGAAAAAGCAGAUGCUUCAUCUGGAUCUGAGAGUACAUCAUCAUCAUCUGAGGAGUCAGAUUCUAGUAAUGAAGACUGACCCCAGACUCUGCACUUAAAUUAUGAACUGAUUUUGAAUUUAUUCUUUAAUUCUUCAUUGUAAAUAUCCCAGUGUUGAGUGCAUUGAUAACUUACUGACCGAACAUUUCAGUAUUUGUUUAGAAGUGCAAACUGCUUUCAGAGACAUUUUGCAUGUAAUAUUUCUUGAAAUUCUUAAGUUUUUGAACUUGUAUGUACUAUCAAAUACACAAUGGUGUAAAAUUACAACAAAAGGCAUUAUAAUUUUGUUGGGGGGUUAAUUUUAUGGAAAUUAUGCUCAAUGAGAGCUGUAUAUUUAAUAUAUUUGCAAUGAACACAGAAUACUUUAUGCACAUUAUUGAUUUAAUUUGAAUAUAGUUUUACAGCCUCCUUGACACCUAUAAUUUACAGAUCAAAACUCAGCAAUAAUUUGGGCAGCUAAUGAAUGUCAUGAAAGCUGUAGAAUCUACAUCAUCAUCCAUUGCUUUAAUUACAUGAAAAUGCUCUAGUGUUGUGAUGCACUGCUGAUGUUUCCAAUUCAGGUACAAGUGUGUUUAAAAGAAGAGAUAAGAUUCCCAAUCAGCCAGUUAUACUGGCUACCUGUUACCUCAGCUGAGUUAGUUUAGGAAGUUUACAUUCAUUUCUAAUUCUAUACUUGUUUUCAGGGUUUUUUUUAAAAGAGGAAAAAAAAAAACACACAUCCUGUAUAUCAUGUUAAUCUGGCAAAAGAAGUGACUCGUUUUGCUUAGUCAAAACUCUGAUCCCAGUGAAGGCAAGUCAGCAUAAAAAUAAUUCUAUGUCAUGUGACUUUGGGCACCCUAUAGACCUACUUAGUUUGAACAUUGCGGACUUUGGGCCUCCAGAAAUAAUCAUGUUGAGGUGCAGUAGUGUCUCUCUAGGGGUCAGAAAAAGCAAAUUUCAUGAAGUGCCACUGACAAGAACUUUCAACACUGCAUACUUCAUGUAAAAGAAAUUGUUUGUUUGCUCUGUUUGUGUAGAUUUCUAUUUGUGUUUUAUGUCAUUGAACGCUUAAGAAAUUACCAGAUAAUAUUGGUUAAGAAAAUGCAGAUAGCCUAAAUUUAUUUUGAGUUUCUAGGUUUAAUCAGACUAAACGUUGCCCAGAAUCAGUGUUGGGUUAUCAGUUCAUAUAAAAUAUGCUGAGUUGCCCAGUUUGAAAAUGCACUUUGAAUAGUAACAAAAAGAAAUACAAGUAAUACCUAUAAAACACAAAAAAGAAGCCCAAGGCUUCUAUUUAAUAGUCCUUAAAACCCUUUUCUCUAAAAAAAAAAAUCUGUCCAGUGUUUCACAUGUGAUAUGACUCUUUUCUGCUUAAGCUGCUAUUACUCUUGACAUGGUAGUGGUCCAUGUUCAUACUGAAAUCCAUUUGAACUUAAAAUUGAGUUUAGAAUCUUAUUUGAGGCCCAACAAGAGUAAAUGUUAAAAAACAACAACAACACAUAGGUACUAGUGUAAGUCAAUGAUAACAUUUGCAAAGAAUUAAAUUUUGGGGGUAACAAAUCACUCCCAGACACUUCUCACAUUAAAUGAACCCUUUUAUAUUUUGAUAAGAGUUCUGUUGUUUUGUCACAAAGUAAACUUUUAUAUUGGGUUUUACUAAGACCUUUACCAGGAAAUUAUAACUUUAUAUGUAAAAUAAUUAUCCCCAUUAUUAUAGGAGCAGUAUUACAUGUAAUUACAAAAUUGUAUAAGUUGUAUUGGGAUUGUAUUGAUUACUGUAUUUUCCCACUAUUUUAUUUUGAUUCGAUGACCCUUUAUGCAAUGUCUUAGCAAUAGUGAAUAACAUACCCGUCCAAGAGAAGUGGGUAGCAAUUCUUCAUCAUGAAAAGGAUAUAUUACAUAUUUAAUAUUUUCCCUUUGCAGUAUUGCACUUUUGUUUUACUAGAAUACACCUAUAAAAUAGCCAAAGUUUUCAAAAAGUUAUUCAACUUAGUUUGCCGAUGGAGUAUUUCAAUGCCAUCAGUUCUUCCUCUUCCCUUCAUGUUCCCUUUAUUCCCUUUACUCAUCUUCUCUACCCCACCCCCCAAAAAAAGCCCUAAAUCUUGUCACUAAAACCUAAUUUAUAUCAAAUUUAUGAGAUAAAGUAUUUUCCUAAUUAUGGUCGAGUAAGUUUGGUUAACAUCCUAGUGAUUCUCUUUCUAUGUAAUAAGGCAAUUACAGAUUUCAAAGCAUUAAGGCUAAUACUGACUUUGAAAGUAUUCUUUUGGGUUUGAAGGCAUUUUAAAUUGGUAUCAAUUGGGGAAAAGUUGUCUAGCUAUCAGCCAAACAACAUGCAAAUAUGGUUGUAUCAAGUUAAGGGUCUAAGGAAAAUUCAAUAGAAUUACACUAAUACUGAAGUUCCAGUUGAAAGGAUAUCCAAGUGUGUGUUGGUAGUUACGAAAAGAAUUAUAGCUGUUAUUGCCUUGUGUUUAUAUCCCUUGUUUCAGGCUUCAUGAUCCAAGUCUUAGUCCAGUUUUUCUUUUGGACAUUUCAAAUAUUUGCCAGUUGUGUUCUGUGUAGUCUGAAUUUGCUUUCUGUAGUUGAAAAAUGUCUUAAAAAAAGUCAUUUGUAAUUUAUUGAAUUACUUUCUAUGAUGUUCUAUAGAGCAAAUGGAAGUUUAAUUAUUUUUUAUUAAACAUAUUCUUUGACUACCC
Messenger RNA from Vombatus ursinus (common wombat), 11683 nucleotides. It is a transcript of the gene CHD9, whose product is annotated as chromodomain helicase DNA binding protein 9. The coding region runs from base 304 to 9054 and encodes 2916 amino acids. The record is from RefSeq and is a predicted model, not a curated record. Gene Ontology annotation, molecular function: ATP binding; ATP-dependent chromatin remodeler activity; protein binding. Lineage: Eukaryota; Metazoa; Chordata; Mammalia; Diprotodontia; Vombatidae. The transcript is spliced from 41 exons.